ACUGUAUUUGAGAAUAGAAUUGGUAUGGUACAGACCUUUGACAGUCACCAGCAGGUGAAAUAUUAGAAAUGCAUAUUGAUUGGUAAAUUUUCAGGCAGAAAGUUGCAUUUUACUCUGUCUAUAAUAGUCUUAAAUAAUCUUUCGCUGUGGAUAAACAAUUUGGGUGAAGAACAAUGAUGCGAGUUUCUAAGAUUUUGAUGUUUUUUGUUGUCACUGUUUGUGUAUCGGGGGAAAGUCCUCGUGUGGAAGUGACAGAGGGAAUUCUUGUGGGAAAGACAGUGCAGUUCACUGAGAACCAGUACAUCAAUCUAACCAAAGAUGUCGACAUGUUUCUUGGCGUUCCCUUCGCUAGUCCUCCAACGCGGUUCGCCCGAGCUGACCCGAUGACACGAUGGGAAGGAGAACGGAAUGCCACUGAGUUUACACCUGCAUGCCAACAAGUACCUCAGCCUUUAUUCUAUCCCGUCAUGUCAGAAGAUUGCCUCUAUCUAAAUGUUUACACACCAAGUCCAAAGCCAUCAACAGGGAUACCUGUCAUGGUAUGGAUUCAUGGAGGUGCUUUUUCAACGGGGACCUCAAUGACAUAUGAUUACUACGGACCUCCAUUAGUAGCUGUUGGCGACGUCAUAAUAGUAACCUUCAACUACCGCUUAGCGAUCUUUGCACAGUUGUCAACAGAGGAUGAAGAAGCACCUGGAAAUGUUGGAAUGUUGGACCAAGUAGCCGCACUAGAAUGGGUUUACAACAACAUAGAACCUUUUGGAGGUGACAAAGAACAGAUAACCAUAUUUGGCGAAAGUGCAGGAUCUGCGAGCGUCAGUUUUCACCUGCUCUCCAAACUGAGUAAAAAGUUUUUCAAGCAAGCUGUGCUUCAGAGUGGAACUGCAUUUAGUUCAUGGGCCUUCAAGCACGAUCCAGUCGCUGAGCUUGAGAAAGCACAGGAACUUGGACGAGAGAUGGGUUGUGUAGAUGUGACAUCUACCUCAGCUUUGGUCACUUGCCUCCGGGAUGUAGAAGACCCCUUAGCUCUGAGCACAGCAGCCGACAAGGUAUACGGCAAUCAGUAUCCAGUGACCCUGGAUGGUACUUUUUUGGAAGACACUCCAGCCAAUCUGUAUAAAAAGAACGACUUUGCCAACGUUCCACUCCUGAUAGGUUUUAACCGGGAUGAGGGUACGAUAGGCCCGUACUUUUAUUUUCCAUCUUAUGUCGGAAGUCCGACGCCACCUCCUAUGGAUCGCAACCUGUUCGAGAUCUUUGUGAAGGGUCUUCUGGUAAAUUAUGGUACAGACGACGAGAUCGUGCACGAUGCCGUGUUCCAGGAAUACAUUGACUGGGCAAUGGCUGAUAAUCCGGAAAGUGAUUACUUUCAGUCGUUUGUGAAUUACGGAACCGAUUCAGACUACGCCUGUCCGUCAGAUAUCGUGAUGCGGAAACACGCAGAGGCCGGUGGAACAGUCUACAAAUAUUUCAUGACCCAUGCGCCAUCUAAGAGUUACUUCAUGGUCGCAGGUGAGAUCCCAAACACUCCUUGGUUGGGAGCAGGUCAUGGUGAAGACCUCACAUUCGUGUGGGGUGUGCCCUUCAUCGAUGAGCUUUACCAUAUCCAUGGGCACAAUUUGACAGAUGAAGAGAACGCCCUCUCCGUCAAGUUCAUGCAAUUUUGGACAAACUUUGCAAAAUCAGGUGAUCCCGGCAAGUCCAUCCCCGGUGCAGAGCCCGGAGAAGGAGAUGAAUUUUGGCCUUUAUACACGAUUCCUGAAUUAAGACACAAAGUACUCUCACCGAGCUUUGGUGAGGAUAGAGCUUUAAAGGCUCGCGAGUGUCGUUUCUGGGCGAACUACGUUCCGACCCUUCAAUCCUUUGCAAACAAAAUUGACGAGGAUCAGAAGGAAUGGCGAGAGAGCUAUGAUGACUGGAAGAGUGAAAUGACCGACUGGGAGCAGGCGUUCGAAAAAUACAAAGAACAGCCAACAUGCAAAUAUCAGACGGUAAUCACUACACCGUGGACAUAUUUCGUUCUAAAGAAGAUGGAGUUGUUUUGUAUCUUGGUGCUUUUCGUUUCCUCUAUUCUUGUCGUGUCUGGACAAAACCCUCGCGUGACUGUCACUGAAGGCGAGCUUGUAGGAAAGACCGUCGAGUUUAGUGAGGAUCGGUUCAUCAACGUGACUAAAAAUGUAGACAUAUACUUGGGUGUUCCUUAUGCAAGUCCGCCAACUCGGUUUGCAGCCCCGGAGCCCAUGACGCCAUGGGAGGGCGAUAGAAAUGCUACACAAUUUGCCCCUGCGUGUCAACAGGCACCGUCUUUCCUAUACCCCAACUUGUCAGAAGAUUGUCUUUUCCUGAACGUUUACGCACCAAGCCCAAAGGGAUCUGGAAUUCCUGUGAUGGUGUGGAUACACGGAGGAGGGUUCUCUACUGGUACGGCAAUGGCAUACGAUUAUUACGGAUUACCUUUAGUUGCUGUUGGCGAUGUCAUUGUUGUAACUAUCAACUACCGUCUCGCGAUUUUCGCUCAGUUUUCAACCGAGGACGAAAACUCACCGGGGAAUUAUGGAAUGCUGGAUCAAGUGGCUGCUCUGAAAUGGGUUUAUGACAACAUAGAAGCAUUCGGCGGUGACAAGAAUAAGGUGACCAUAUUUGGAGAAAGUGCUGGAUCAGGAAGUGUUAGUUUUCACAUUAUCUCCAAGCUUAGCAGACAAUAUUUCAAUCAGGCAAUAUAUCAGAGUGGAACUGUGUUUAGUCCAUGGGCCUUUAAGCACGAUCCAGUCGCUGAGCUUGAGAAAGCACAACAACUUGGAAGAGAGAUGGGUUGUGACGAUGUCAUCUCUAAUUCUGCUUUGGUUUCCUGCCUCCGGGAUGCAGAUGCCCUGCAACUAAGUGUGGCAGCUGACGAGAUUUAUCAGUUACAAUAUCCAGUAACCUUGGACGGUUCAUUCUUAGAUGACACCCCCACCAACCUCUAUGAGAUGGGAGAUUUUGCAAACGUACCAAUCAUGGUUGGCUUCAACAAGGACGAAGGCACACUGAACCCAUUCUUUUUCCUUCCAGACUACGUUGGGAGCCCGACUCCACCACCAAUAAAUCGCACUUACUUUGAAGGAGUGAUUAAGGCCAUUUUGAGUAAUUAUGGCAGGGAUGAGGAGAUCGUAUACGAUUCUGUGCUCCAGGAAUACAUCGACUGGACUAAUGCUGAUGAUCCAGAAGCCGAUUAUUUUGAAUCGUGGGUGAAUUUUGGGACUGAUUCUGACUUUGGCUGCCCAUCGGAUUUCGUCGUCAGGAAACAUGCUGAAGCUGGUGGUACAGUCUACAAGUAUUACAUGACACAUGCACCGUCUAAGAGUCUCUUUUUGUACGGAGAUAUUCUACCGAAUACUCCGUGGUUAGGAGCUGGUCAUGGAGAAGAUCUAACGUUCGUUUGGGGUCUCCCUUUUAUUGAUGAGCUUUACUAUAUUCAUGGGCAAAACUUGACAGAUGAGGAAAACGCACUGUCCGUGAAAUUCAUGCAGUUCUGGACAAACUUUGCCAAGUCUGGAGAUCCCAGCAAAUCAAGUGUCGAUGGAGAAGCAGGUGUAGGAGUCGAUUCAUGGCCCUUGUACACGAUCCCCGAGCUCAAACACAAGGAACUAUCCCUAGAACUGGGUGAGGGCAGAGCUGUGUUGGCGAGACAGUGCCAUUUCUGGAACGAAUACUUACCCGAUCUGGAGGCAUUUGCAAACACGAUUGACGAAGAUCAGAAAGAAUGGCGAGAGGGCUAUGAUGACUGGAAAGAUGAAAUGGCAGUGUGGGAACAGUACUUUGAAGAAUACAAACAGCUACCCACAUGCAAUUAGAUUGAACAUCGGUAGGAAGCAUAGUGUAAUGUCUACCCUUUAUCCUACGGCUUAAAAAACAAACAAACUUCCCCUGUAUCAGUUCAUCAUAUUUCAUCCUACAUAUGAAGAGUUUAGUUACAAAAGGGGUUAGGUCCACUUUUGACCAUUUCGAGAAAAACCAUGUUUUUUAUUCUCACUUAUUGAAAUAUUCUUAUGAGAAACUAAAUUGUCAUGAUGUACUACCCUAUCAUGUGAACAUAAAAUUGGGUAUAGAAGAAAUCUACCUGUCUUCAAUUUUUUUCUACACAUUUUUGAAAAAAAUAUCAUUGUGGACCUAACCCCUUUUGCAAGCAAACUGAAAUUAAUCUCUUUUGAUUAAAAUAGUGAUUUUUCUUUGCCAAUUUCAUUCACGUUUUCAUUUGAAUUUCAAAUUUUCUUUGGUAUCGUCAGAGUGAAUAAGAAUUUAAAGGUUUAGAGACAGAAAACAAUAAAAUUUAUGAAAAAUGGACCUAAUCCCUUUUGACAAAUGAGUUCUUUAGAAGAGUUUAGUUGCAAAAGGGGUUAGGUCCACUCCAAGAAAAUCAUUUUUUUAAUUCUCCCAUAUUGCAAUAUUCUUAUGCGAAACUGAAUUUUCAUAAUACCCUACCAUGAGAACAUAAAAUUGGGUAAAAAAGAAAUCUACCUGUCUUCAUAUUAUUUAAGAUAUUCUUUUCCAAAAAAAAUUGUGUGGACCUAACCCCUUUUGCAACUAAACUGAAAUGGACCUAGCCCCUUUUGAAAAAAAAAAGUGAUUUUUAUUUGUCAUUUUAGUUCACUUUUUAAUAGGAAUUUCAACUUUUCUUUGGUAUCAUCUUAUAGAGCUACUAAAAAUCUAUACAUUGAGACAUAAAAGUCAAAUUUGAUGAAAAAUGGACCUAACCCCUUUUGCAAGUGAGCUCUUCAUAUGCACUUGUUAGGAACUUAGUCCUGUUUAAAGUUAAUAGCAUAGCGGAAAUAUGGUAAGGAGUGGACUCUGAAUGAAUAAAUUAUUAUGAAAAUUGCUGGAGAUUAGGUGACAGCGAUCAAGAUUCUAGAUGGAAGUUGAUCAGAACUAAGGAUUACAGCUGCAUUUUGGAAAAAACAACUUACUAAAAACACCCGCAAAACGAUUAGAGUUGGUGUCAAAAUAAUGAUAACUAUUAUGGCUAAAAUAAAUCGGGGAUAUUCCCGACAUCAAAAA
This is a messenger RNA of Lytechinus pictus (painted urchin), 5034 nucleotides long. RefSeq lists its product as uncharacterized. The record is from RefSeq and is a predicted model, not a curated record. Gene Ontology annotation, molecular function: cholinesterase activity. The transcript is spliced from 20 exons. NCBI's taxonomy places the organism in Eukaryota, Metazoa, Echinodermata, Echinoidea, Temnopleuroida, Toxopneustidae. The coding region runs from base 174 to 3833 and encodes 1219 amino acids.